GGGGAAAAUGUUGCACCAACUCCACGGGCCCCGCGGAACUAGAAUGCAGUUUAUGGGUUCAGCUAAAGCUUUGGUCUAUAUUUUGUACGGAGUAUUAUUUUUAUGAAAUACAGUGAGUACGACAGUACGUUAGAAAUAAUACAUAAACUUAAAAACACUAGAAUGCCGAACUAAUAAAACUUCAAAUCUGAUUCUGCCUCUGCCAACUCCUCCUAUAAAAUAUCAGACACGAAGCUUAAUAUCGCUCGCUAAAGGCCUAUUUUCUUGUAGUGCUAGUACACAAUAAGUAUGGAGCACCAACAGGAAGAAACAUCCAUUCCUCACGUUCUCAUCUUCCCUCUCCCGUUACAAAGCACAAGCAACUCCAUGCUUCAGCUAGCUGAGCUAUUGUGCCUUGCUGACCUUAAAGUCACCUUCAUCAACACAAACCACAAUCAACAACGUCUCCUCCGUCACACCAACGUCCAAUCUCGUUUCGAGCAAUAUCCUUCAUUCCAAUUCCUCACAAUAUCUGAUGGCCUAUCCGAGGAUCACCCGCGUUCAGCCGAACAAUUCGGAGAUAUUAUUAGUUCCUUGCAGACCAUGGCGGAGCCUUUCCUCAAAGAAAUGCUCAGUGAUGUAGUGGAAAAACCAGUCACAUGUGUCAUAGCAGAUGGCCUGUUUUAUUAUGCAGUGGAUAUUGGAAAUGAGAAGGGAGUUCCAGUUAUUACCUUUGACACUAUUAGUCCUUCCUGCCUAUGGGUUUAUCUCUGUCUGCCAAAACUCAUUGAGGCUGGCGUUCUUCCCUUCAAAGGAAAUGACUUGGAUGCCUUGGUAACACAUAUACCAGCCAUGGAAGGUCUUCUCCGACGACGAGAUCUUCCACACUUUUGUCUCUUGGAUGAUUAUAAAACCGAUCUAAAUUCUCAAGCCGUUUUUAAGGAGAUUGAGCGGAUCCCAAAAGCUCAUGGGCUCAUAUUGAACACUUUUGAAGAUUUGGAUGGGCCUUUUCUUUCUUGUAUUCGCUCUUACUUUCCUAAAACAUAUGCAAUUGGACCAUUGCAUUUGAACUUGAAGACUAAACUUGCUGUUAAAGCUACACCACCAUUAUCGUCCUCAAAUAGUUUGUGGGAAGAAGACCAUACUUCCAUUAAAUGGCUUGACGUGCAGUCCAAGGGAUCAGUAAUUUAUGUAAGUUUUGGUAGUCUUGCUGUUGUUUCAAGAAACGAGAUUUUGGAAUUUUGGCAUGGCCUGAUGAACAGUAAAGUUAAAUUUUUGUGGGUCAUGAGGCCUAACAUUUUAAAGGGAGGUGGGUCACAUGACGAAUUCAUGAAGGAACUCGUGGAGGGUUGCAAGGGAAUUGGUUACAUAGUGAGUUGGGCUCCACAAAAGAUGGUGCUAGCACACCAAUCCAUUGGUGGGUUUUUAACCCAUAGCGGGUGGAACUCAACAUUGGAAAGUAUCAUCGAGGGAAAGCCCAUGAUUUGUUGGCCACAAUAUGUGGACCAAAGAGUCACAAGUAGAUUAGUAAAUGAGUUUUGGAAGGUUGGGUUAGACAUGAAAGACAUUUGUGAUAGAUACGUUGUAGAGAAAAUGGUAAAAGAUCUUAUGGGAACAAAAAAGGAUGAGUACAAGAAAACGAUUGAGAAAUUAUCAGAACUGGCAAUAAUAAGUGUUCAAGAAGGAGGUUUAUCGUACAAUAACCUCAACUGUCUCAUCGAUGACAUCAAAGGGUUGACUAGAUCUACAGAGAAUGGAAACGUAAAAAUGUGACAAGUUACUAGAGAAAAGAAAUGUGUUUGUGAUGAACUUGUGUUGUUUUUGUUUUCUUCUCCAACUUCCUCCUCGGUUUCUUUCACAUUUUGUUAAUGAGAAAUUGGUUGUUACCUUCUCCAAAAAGUAAUAAAUAUUGGAUGUAAAGCCUUGAAAUUUUUUCACUAAGUAUUACUUCUCGGUCAGGCGCUAUAUUGGACAUAGGGUUAUUUGAAAAAUUGUAAAGAUGUAUAAUACUUAAAUCUUAUGCUUGAAAGUUUGUGUGGAUAUUUAAAAGAGAGGAGAAGUAGUUCGGACAAGUUGAAAAUGUGUGAGACUUGUUAUAACUCUAUGUUGAUUAUAUAUUCAAUUUGGUGGCCUAACUGAAAUGUAUAUAUCUCUCAGUUUCAAUUAACUUAAAAUGUUAUGGUAACAUUUUUACGAUGGUGUUAGAACU
Messenger RNA from Lycium ferocissimum, 2188 nucleotides. RefSeq names its product 7-deoxyloganetic acid glucosyltransferase-like. The record is from RefSeq and is a predicted model, not a curated record. The transcript is spliced from 2 exons. The coding region runs from base 289 to 1752 and encodes 487 amino acids. Gene Ontology annotation, molecular function: UDP-glycosyltransferase activity. Lineage: Eukaryota; Viridiplantae; Streptophyta; Magnoliopsida; Solanales; Solanaceae.